GCACGCCACCGCCUCCUCCAGCCCACACAACCUAUACAUAACUGCGGCCGCCCAUGAGAGUAUCCAUCCAUUCUUUCUACCGAGUUCUCAUCACAGAUCAACGGCACAACAGAGCAUCGAUCGAAUUACGGAUCACAGCGGAUCAUCAAGACAAGCAGCAAAUCCAUGGGAGUGGGGAUGAAGCGCGCGAGGGAGGAGGAGCCAGUUGUGUCUCUGGCGCUGUCGCUCAGCACGGACUCUCCGACGACGUCCAGCACGACGUCGGACAACUCGACCGGUGUCCCGGCGGCGGCCGCCAGGAAGAGGACGCGGCGGGGGAGAGUUGUGUCCACGUCUGGGGAAGGGGAGUUCGUCUGCAAGACUUGCGGCCGGGCCUUCGAGACGUUCCAGGCGCUGGGCGAGCACCGGACCAGCCAUCUGCGCGGCCGCCACGGGCUGGAGCUCGGUGUCGGCGUCGCCAGGGCCAUCAAGGAGCGGAAGCGGCAGGAGGACCAGCAGCACGACUACCACAUCUGCGGCCUCGGCUUCGAGACGGGCCAGGCGCUCGGCGGCCACAUGCGCCGGCACCGCGAGGAGAUGGCGGUCCGCAGCGGCAGCGCCAUCGACCGGUGGGUCGCGCUGACGGAUCAGGAGGCUAGGCACCAGGACGGCGCCGACCGGCCUCCCGUCUUGCUGGAGCUGUUCGUCUAGUUAGCUAGCUCGAUCUCUCUGCUUGCUAAUUCAGGACUUGUACAGAUCUUCAGAAUGAUAUGUUAGGUUAGUUGUGUCUUCAGAAUGAGAUAGCUUAAUUGUCCGAUCGACUGGGGAGUAUAGUAUAUAUUUUUGCGGGGCCAUCUUGUAUAUGAUCACAGUUCACAAGUCCAAUUCAGAGCCUAAAUUUGUACUCCAAAUUCUGCAAUAUAAAGCUGCCUUUACAACUUAA
This is a messenger RNA of Triticum dicoccoides, 922 nucleotides long. Its product is annotated as zinc finger protein ZAT8-like. The record is from RefSeq and is a predicted model, not a curated record. The coding region runs from base 166 to 690 and encodes 174 amino acids. NCBI's taxonomy places the organism in Eukaryota, Viridiplantae, Streptophyta, Magnoliopsida, Poales, Poaceae. The transcript has a single exon.